Molecule: messenger RNA, 5194 nt
Organism: Alosa sapidissima (American shad)
Lineage: Eukaryota; Metazoa; Chordata; Actinopteri; Clupeiformes; Clupeidae
Product: pleckstrin homology domain-containing family A member 5-like
Exons: 32
Coding region: 68-4108 (1346 amino acids)
Cellular component (GO): cytosol
Molecular function (GO): phosphatidylinositol-5-phosphate binding; phosphatidylinositol-3,5-bisphosphate binding; phosphatidylinositol-3-phosphate binding
Source: RefSeq, a predicted model, not a curated record
UGCCAGGGUUUCCGUGUACGCGCGACUCGAGCGGAGACGCGCAGCUCAAAUCCGUGAAUAGCCAGACAUGGCGGCGGAUCUAAACCCGGACUGGAUCUCCUGUCUCCCUUCUUCGUGGAGUUCUGGGGUUACUCGGGACGGACGGAUUUUCUUUAUCAAUGAAGAAGCAAAGAGUACAACCUGGCUGCAUCCAGUCAGUGGAGAAGCAGUCAUCACAGGGCAUAGGAAAACUCCAGAUUUACCGACUGGAUGGGAGGAGGGAUAUACGUUCGAGGGAGCCCGAUGCUUCAUCAACCACAAUGAGCGCAAGGUGACCUGCAAGCACCCUGUAACAGGCUCUCCCUCUCAAGACAACUGCAUCUUUGUCGUCAACGAACACUUGAAUUGCGGGAAAAUCGUUCGUCCUGUCUUACACAGGCUACACAGGCCUGCGUCCAAACCGCCAGCGAAUGAGAAGAAGGAGCGGCCACUGAGCACCAUGAGUGAAACGUCCAACUACACCGGUGGUUCGGGCGACUACGCCACGUACCCCAACAGCCCUGCGGGCACACAGCGACCAUCAAGACCCUCUAAAAAAAUCCACAAUUUUGGAAAGAGGUCAAACUCCAUAAAGAGAAACCCGAACGCGCCAGUUAUAAAAAGCAACUGGCUUUACAAACAGGACAGCACCGGGAUGAAGUUGUGGAAGAAGAGAUGGUUCGUGCUGUCCGACAUGUGCCUCUUCUACUACAGAGAUGAGAAGGAAGAAGGGAUCCUCGGCAGCAUUCUUCUGCCUAGUUUUCAUAUUUCCCUGUUGUCUGUGGACGACCACAUCAACAGAAAGUACGCCUUCAAGGCGACGCACCCAAACAUGCGCACAUACUACUUCUGCAGCGACACGGCCAAAGACAUGGAGUCCUGGAUGAAGGUGAUGACGGAUGCAGCACUGGUGCACACCAACCCAGUCAACAGGCUGGAGCGACUCAAAGUGGAGCAGUGUGGCCCGCAGGACGUGAUGAAUAACGGGCCCAACCACCAUCCAGCCCCACAGCAGCAGCCCCAGCCCCAGGUCCCGGACCAGCCGGACCAGUCGGACCAGCAGCCUCUGGAGCAGCCGCAGAGCGCCGAGCAGGGCGGUGGGAGUGGGGGCGGCAGCCUCGAGCGACAGCGCCCUCCGCUGGAGGAGGACCGGCGGCAGCACGACGCCGAGCGCUACGGUUUCCAAACGGACGGCGGCGGUGGCGGUGACUGGGACCGGCCGCCGCUCACCAAGAUCACCGGCGCACGCCUGCAGCAGCACCAGCAGCAGCAACACCAGCAUCCAGCCAACGGGGGGCCGCACCAGGGCCUCCAGUCCAGCCCGGCCCAGCUCAACGGCACCGGCGCGGGGGAGCGCAGCAGCCCCGGAGCGGAGCUGGGCAACGGGCCAAGCCAGAGAGCGGGCGCCCAGACGCCCGUGCCUGAGCCCCAGCGCGUCCUGCAGAGGACCAACUCCAUGCAGCAGCUGGAGCAGUGGGUCCGCUCACAGAGAGGCCGCGGCCAAGACGACGACACCCGCAGUGUCUCCUCCUACCAGACGUUGCCCAGGAACAUGCCAAGCCACCGGCCGCCGGUAGCCAUGCCGAUGUACGCAGACGGCUACCGCACGCUCCCGCGCAACAGCUUGGCGCGCCCGGACAGCGUGUGCAGCAUCUCGCCCUCGCUCUACGACCGCAUGCUGGGCCCGGCGGCGGCGUCCACUCCGGGCGCAGGCAUGGACAAGCGGCGGUCCAUGCGCGACGACACGCUGUGGCAGCUGUACGAGUGGCAGCAGCGCCAGGCGUACGUCCGGCACCCGCUCCAUCCGCCGCAGCGUCCGGCGCACCAGCUGUACGGCGGCAUGCCCAGCCCCAAGACCAUGAUCAACCUGUCAGAGCACACAGGGCCGUCCAUCCCGCCCUCUCCCUCCCACGGCUCGCUCUACCAGGCCGGCUACUCACCGUUGCACGCCUACAACGCCGGCAGCUCGCGCUCCGAGCUCUCCUCGCCUGUCUACGGACGCGGGGACCUCAGCAUCGAUCGCCGUCACAGGGGGCAGCUCAACAAGUAUGGUUAUCCACCUGAUCGUAGGUCCAUGCCAACAGGAAUCCCAAUCCAGACCAUCACUCCUCAGUCACUGCAAGGGAAAACGCCGGAGGAGCUGACCCUGCUGCUGAUCAAACUGCGCCGGCAGCAGGCCGAGAUCACCAACAUCCGAGAGCACACGCUAGUGCAGCUCAUGCAGCUGAACCUCGACGGCCAAAACCCAAAGAACGACAUUUUGUCACAUCACCUCCAAAGGACCCUUAUGUAUCUGGACGAGCAGAUGAAGGAAAAUGACCCCUUAAUCCUCACCAUUCACACUAUGAUUGAGAACUCAGCCCCGCGGCCACAGCUCUACCAGCAAAUGAGCCCAGAUGACUACAGAGACCAUGCCUAUAUGUGCAGACCAGAGGAACAUGAUAUUGAUACCAAGUUGAGCAGGCUGUGUGAGCAGGACAAGGUCGUCCGGAGUCAGGAAGAGAAGCUGCAGCAGCUCCACAGAGAGAAGCACACCCUAGAGACGGCGUUGCUGUCGGCCAGUCAGGAGAUUGAGAUGAGCGCAGACGACCCGGUGGCCGUGCAGAGCGUCGUCCAGCAGAGAGACCUGCUCCAGAGUGGCCUGCUCAGCACCUGCAGAGAACUAUCCCGCGUCAACACAGAGCUGGAGCGGUCGUGGAGAGAGUAUGACCGGCUGGAGGCAGAUGUGGCCAUGGCCAAGAGCAACCUCCUGGAGCAGCUGGAGGCACUGGGGAGCCCUCAGACUGAGCCCCCCAGCCAGCAGCAUGUUCACAUCCAGAAGGAGCUGUGGAGGAUCCAGGACGUGAUGGAGGCGCUGAACAAGAACAAGCCCCCGAGGAACGCCGAUGGCUCAGGUUUUUUCACCUCCACACCCAUCUCCAGCCAUCAGAAGAGCGAGGAGGACUCGGUGCCCCCGCGCCCCCCCCUGCCCACGUCCUACAACCCCAGCGAGCGCCCCCCGGUCGUGCCCCCCCUGCCUUCGCCGGGCAGCGUCCGCACCACGCCCCACCGGCCUGAGGACCGCAAGGCGGCCCAGAGAAACGGAGCGCACAGCGGCCCAGACUACCGACUGUAUAAGAGUGAGCCAGAACUGACCACUGUGGCAGAAGUGGACGAGACUAAUGGAGAGGAUCGCUCUGAGCAUGCCAUGGAGAGAGACUCUAGUGCCAAAGGCAUGUCCUACCCGGUUGGAAUAGUGCCUCCCAGAACCAAAUCACCCAUGCCUGAGUCCUCCUCCAUUGCCUCCUAUGUCACCCUGAGGAAGAACAAGAAGCCCGACCCCAGAGCGGAGCGUCCACGUAGUGCGGUGGAGCAGCUAAGUGCGGCGGAGUCGAGCGCACGUCCGCGCAUGAGCGUGGAGGAGCAGAUGGAGCGCAUCCGGCGGCACCAGCAGGGGGCACUGCAGCAGAAGAAGAAGAGCCUGGCUGUGCUGGGGGGCAGCCCGGGCGCUCAGGAGAACUCGCCCUCACGCAGCCCCUCCUUCUCCAAAGAAAACCCCUUCAGGACCAUGCAGUCCACCCAGGGUCGGCGGAGGAACGAGGGUUUCUGCACUGACCUGCAGGAGCUGGAGGCCUCUCUGAGAGAGCAGGAGGUGGUGCAGGAGCACGAGAGUCCGGCCGAGGAGAUUGCCCGUCUCAAAGAGGCCGUGGAUCCCGAGCACUUCAACAUGGACCGCGAGCUGUCCAAGCCAGAGAAGGUGGUAAUCCCCGAGCGCUACAUGGAGCCAGAGCCGGAGGAGGCCCUGAGCCCGGAGGAGGAGGCCGACAAGAGGAAGAAGGUGGACCGCAUCAAGGCCCUUAUCGCCAAGAACAGCAUGCAGAACAUGCACCCUGGUUUGGCUCUGAGCCCAGAGGUGGAGUCGGAGGAGGAGGCCACUGCCCAGACGCAGGAGAAGAUCAUCAACAUCUCCUACGAGCUGGCCGCAGAGGCCUCCAAGCGCUCCAAACUGGUGGCCGCAAAAAGCCUCCCUUCCUCCCCCCAGUCCCCUGUGCCCCCUGCAACACACACUCCCCUGCAGCUCACAGAUGGGACACACUUCAUGUGUGUGUAGUGCCCUGGCCACACACAAGCCCUGGCCUCAGUGAAGACCUACACAUGAGGACGGGUGGCUUGGAGAGUGACCCCAACAGCACACGGUGUCCCGACUGGCCAGAUCGCUAACUCUCGAGGCUUUAAAUACUCCCGGAAGGAACAUUGCUGCACUGUGACAUCACUUCCUCCCUCCACGGCCCUUUUUAGUAGUCGUGUAGAUGUUCUCAUUGUUUCACCUGUGCAUUCACAGGCCUUCCACACACACACACUGCAGUGGCCAUGCAGGCAAGAUGGGCUCUCAUUCGCCCCGUUCUGCUGUGAGUGUGUGUUGGCUUCAUAUGCAGCUAACUCACACACGCCAAAAUAUACACAGUUCAAUGCCAAUGUUAGCUACAAUAAGCUCAAAGAUAGCUUGCGGAAGCAGGACUACUUUGUGACCGGUUUUUAAAUAGUUUCAUUGUGUUUAGUUAAGUUAUUUUUGCAAUUUUUAAACAUUUUAACCUUUCUUGUUAAUUUUAAAUCUCAUAUCUUUUAGAAUACAGAACACUUCAUUCUACAGUAUUUAAGUGCAUAAAACCACAUUGUUUUUAUAUGAAAAAAAAAAAAUAUAUAUAUAUAAAUAUGAUAGAUAUACAUGAUACAUAAAAUGAUGACCACAUGGUGCCACUUCAUUGCUGCAGUUGAAGAUUUUCUUUUUCCUUGGGUCGUAGUUAUUUAUGUCUGACCGCGUGCAGUUCAUGUCACAGUUGCCGACACACACAAGAAUGUUUUGGCUUUAAAUAUGCUUCAUGUCUUUUUUCUUUUUUUUAAAUGAUAUUUAAAUAGAAUUUCUGGGAUUUCUUUUUAUUUUCCUGGUUGGUUUGGAAUCCUGGACAUGAUAGAGAAGGGACUAGCACAUGUAAAAAAGCAAUAAGUAAAAGUUUGUUAUUCCAGGAUUGCAGAGUAUUUUUUGUACAAAAUGUAAUUAAAAGAGGAUCCUUGUGUAUAUACUGUAGGCUGCACAGUGGACAGAGCGGGUGUACAGGAGACCACUUACUGAAGUCAAUAUGCAAAUGUUCAUAUCUCAUCUGAUUUCUAUCAUGUGAAAUAAAUGUUGAUGUUCUUA